AUGCUUCCGGGCGUUGACGGAACGAAUGGACCCAGACAACUUCCUGAUGAAGCGCCAUGGAUCACGAGAUCACCGGACGGGAGCGGUUGGCCCGUCGUAGUAGACAAGGACGAAGACGUCGUCACUGCGAAUGGAAACUUGCCGGUCCCUGCCAACGGGACCACGAGCGAAGUCGCCGCGCCAGGGGAUGAUCAGAUGGUGAACUUCUACUUGCGCGAGGACGAAAACCGCGAAAGGGAGAACCGUUCAUUCUGGCAAGCCCGAGGGCAGGAAGGGUGUCGUGGUCAUAGUAGGCGGCGAUCAUGCGGAAGAGGACUAUCUCAGGACUUAAAAGGGGCGUUGAGCCGCGUCACUGGUCCCAAACAACGUCUCCCAAACAUGGUUCCGCCUUACGAUGUGGACAAGACGACAGAGGCGAACACGAUGCUCGGGGUGAAGUCACGGUUCAGAGCGUACCAGAUGCUGCACUCGUUCAGGGUGGCCUUGGAAUGCAGGUGGAAUUUCCCCGGACAAUCCCAGAUUCGACUUGAUUCGGCCCGGAAGGAGUGGUGCAUAACCUGCAGAGCGGCAAUCUCCCAUUAUGCCGUGGACCGACAAUGGCUCCUUGUAGAGGGACUACGCCCACUCUUCUGCCGAUACUGCCGAUUUUCUCGCCAGAGACAGCUCCUCGUCCAUGCAAAUAUUGCAGGGACGCACUGCAUCCGUUGA
Messenger RNA from Clonostachys byssicola, 708 nucleotides. NCBI's taxonomy places the organism in Eukaryota, Fungi, Ascomycota, Sordariomycetes, Hypocreales, Bionectriaceae. The record is from the annotation of a GenBank genome assembly.